AUGGACAAGGAAAAGCUCGCCAAGCUGCAGCAGCAGGUCCGCAUUGGCGGAAAGGGUACCCCCCGCCGAAAACAGGUCAAGAAGUCCGUGACCGCUUCGCAAGGGGACGAUCGGAAACUCCAGGCGGCGUUGAAGAAGCUGUCGGUGCAGCCGAUCGCGGGCGUUGAGGAGGUCAACAUGUUCAAGGAGGAUGGGAAUGUCUUGCACUUUGCGGCGCCAAAGGUCCACGCCGCCCUCCCCUCCAACACACUCGCCAUCUACGGUCCCGGUCAAACCAAGGAGCUCACCGAACUCGUCCCCGGUAUCCUGAACCAGCUCGGCCCCGACUCGCUCGCCAACCUCCGCCGCCUCGCCGAAUCGUACCAGUCCCUCACGGCGCGCAAUGCCGCCGCGUCGGCCGCGGCCGGUGGAGCUGGUGCGGGUGCGGGAGGAAGGGAGGGAGAGGUGGAUGAUGAGGAUGAUGAGGGGAUUCCGGACUUGGUGGAGAACUUUGAAGAUGCGGGGGAGGGGGGAAAGACGGCGGCGGAUUUGGAAGAGCUCGAGUAG
Dioszegia hungarica is the source of this 546-nucleotide messenger RNA. RefSeq names its product nascent polypeptide-associated complex subunit beta. The transcript is spliced from 3 exons. Bases 1 to 546 code for a protein of 181 amino acids. The record is from RefSeq and is a predicted model, not a curated record. Gene Ontology annotation, cellular component: cytosol; nascent polypeptide-associated complex. Lineage: Eukaryota; Fungi; Basidiomycota; Tremellomycetes; Tremellales; Bulleribasidiaceae.